Molecule: messenger RNA, 3010 nt
Organism: Nestor notabilis (Kea)
Lineage: Eukaryota; Metazoa; Chordata; Aves; Psittaciformes; Psittacidae
Gene: SLC43A2
Product: solute carrier family 43 (amino acid system L transporter), member 2
Exons: 13
Coding region: 71-1717 (548 amino acids)
Biological process (GO): transmembrane transport; neutral amino acid transport
Molecular function (GO): neutral L-amino acid transmembrane transporter activity; L-amino acid transmembrane transporter activity
Source: RefSeq, a predicted model, not a curated record
ACACAGCAAUGGCACCCACACUGGCUAACCCCCCCCCCCCGCGCUGGUGGCCCAUCGCCGGCGCUGGUGGAUGGCGUCCACAGCCAUCAUUGAGAACCUGCUCUUCUCUGCUGUCCUGCUGGGCUGGGGCUCCCUCCUCAUCAUGCUGAAAGCAGAAGGGUUUUAUUCCUACCUGUGCUACGAGUCUGAGAACACCACCAGCAGCCCUGACCAGGAGAACAGCACAGAUCCAGAGCACAAAUGGCCUUCCUGCAAUGCUCAGGAUGAAAUGCUCAACUUGGCUUUCACCAUUGGGUCCUUCCUGCUCAGCGCAAUCACGCUGCCACUGGGAAUUGUCAUGGAUAAGUACGGACCUCGCAAGCUCCGGCUGCUUGGCAGUGCCUGCUUUGCCGUGUCCUGCGUGCUGAUCGCGUACGGUGCCAGUAACCCAGACUCUCUGUCUGUGCUGAUAUUCAUCGCGCUGGCUCUGAAUGGCUUUGGUGGGAUGUGUAUGACCUUCACAUCGCUUACGCUGCCCAACAUGUUCGGUGACCUUCGUUCCACGUUCAUCGCUCUGAUGAUUGGCUCCUAUGCUUCCUCUGCUGUGACUUUUCCAGGAAUCAAGGUUAUAUAUGACUUUGGGGUCUCCUUCAUCCUUAUUCUGCUGGUCUGGGCAAGCUGUGCAGGACUAGUUUUCCUCAACUGCUUCUUCAACUGGCCCCUGGAGCCUUUCCCAGGACCCGAAGACAUGGACUACUCGGUGAAAAUAAAGUUCAGCUGGCUGGGAUUUGACCACAAAAUCACUGGGAAACAGUUCUACAAGCAAGUGACGACUGUGGGGCGCCGCCUCAGCGUGGGGAGCUCCAUGAAGGGCCCCAAGGAGCCGACAGCCUUGCAGGAGAACAACAAGCUCUGCCUGUCCACGGUGGACCUGGAAGUGAAGUGCCAGCCUGACAAUGCAGCUUCUCCCUCCUUCAUGAAGAGUGUCUUCAGUCCUAUCUUGUUGCUCAGCCUUAUCACCAUGUGUGUCACUCAGCUGCGGCUCAUCUUCUACAUGGGAGCCAUGAAUACCAUCCUGGAGUUUCUGUCUGGAGAUAAAGAUCAAGUGGCUCUCUACACUUCCAUUUUUGGGGUACUGCAACUGCUGUGCUUGCUGACAGCGCCUGUGAUCGGCUACAUCAUGGACUGGCGCCUGAAAGAGUGCGAUGAUGGCUCAGAAGAGGCUGAGGAGAGCAGCGCUGAGCAAAGUGACAAGAGAAAGAAAAAGCGUGAUCGUCAGAUCCAGAAAAUCACCAAUGCCACCAAUGCCUUUGCAUUCACAAAUGUCCUCCUGGUUGGAUUUGGAAUCACCUGUCUUAUUCCCAAUCUGCCGCUGCAGAUCCUUUCCUUCAUUUUGCACACAAUUGUGAGAGGAUUCAUCCACUCAGCUGUGGGAGGCCUCUAUGCAGCUGUAUACCCCUCUACCCAGUUUGGCAGCUUGACAGGGUUGCAGUCGUUGAUCAGUGCCCUCUUCGCCCUUCUUCAGCAGCCUCUUUUUAUGGCAUUGACAGGACCUUUGGAAGGAGACCCUCUCUGGGUGAAUGUUGGCUUGCUUGGUGUGAGCUUCCUGGGCUUCUGCCUUCCAAUCUACCUGGUCUGCUACAGGCGCAGGCUAGAGAGAGAAAAAAAGCAGAAGGUGGAGGAUGCCAAACUCUUCUUCAAAAUCAACGGCACUCCCAAUGAGGAAGCCUUUGUUUAAGCUCGUGCUUCAAAUACAACCUCCCCUGUACAGGUUCCUACCACAUCCGUGGGUUCUACCUGUGGUGUAAGCCAGGCUUUUCCUCCCCUGGCUCUGCCAGUCUUUGCUCAUUGCUGGAGUGAGGGCUGGACAUCAUGACUGAGCUUCCCUCAGAUACAUGGCAGGAGGAGACUUCCCACUCCUUACUCCACAACACAGGACACUUUUCCUUUUUAUAAAGGCCACGCAGAUAUUGUGUCUUAAAUUAUCCCCUGAUCACACUCUCCAGUGGCAGAGCCUCUGCACGGGAAACUGGGGAGAGAAGGAAUGGAGGGAUGGGGGAAGAGGGAAGAAAGAUCGUAACUUGUGUUUGCAGAUGUAACACACUGAAAUCUAUUUUCUCCCCCUCUUCCUCCAACCUUGGCUGACAUUGUCUCUGAUGCAAGCUGCACGCUCCUCCCUCCCUGAGGCUUCAUAAUGGUCUUUCUGCUUAAUAUGUAGUUGGACCCAGUGGUUUUACUGUCUAUCCAGAUGUACCCUGGACUGUUCCCGAGGCAGGGAAGGGGAUUUUAUUCCUACGUGUAUGAGCACAGCUUCAGUGUAUUGCUAAAUGUUGGCUGCUAGCACUGACAGCUCCCAAACCUUUUAUUACUGCAAAUGACACAGACUGUGAGCAAUGGAUCUGCCUUUCACACUGAAAUGAAGAGCCUAGUGGACUGCUUGGUUCUAGACCAAGCCUUCAAAGGCCUGGGAUUCCUCCUUUUCCUGGCCUACAACCACCUAUAUGUGUUUUAAACUGUCUGCAGUCCUGGAACCUUUGAGAUAGGAAUUGGAUCUCGUUUACUGAUGAAGUGCUUUGGGACUUGUUUCCUUUCGCCUCUUCUUCCCUCCAGUGUGACCCUGGGAGGGGAGCAGCAGCAUGUACUUAAGGUGGAAAAGCUUCUUGAAGCUGAGUUCUGGGGCUCCAAAUACCUUGGUGUUCCCAUGUUGUGAGCUGACUUGCUGUUGAAAAGAACCGACGAGUGCAGAACACUCCUUUGUGUCUGGUAACUGGAUCCUGUGGACAUAUGGGUGAUGUGGUGAAGCGAUUCUUCCUCCAGCCAUAGCUUAUUUACACCAUUCUGAUAACAGCCCCCAAGCUGCUGAACACCAGGUUACUGUGACUGACCAAAAAGCUGCUGGUUUGGCUGUAUUAAGAGCCUUCUAUGACAUUGAUGCUCUGUCUGGACAGAGUCCAUGGUGAUUGAUUGUAUGCUGAAGCUGACUUAGAGCAAUACGUGUGGGUAAAGGUGCCCCAGGUCUGUUCACCAUGGA